CAUCAAAGUGAACAGGCUCCGAAUAUCUAACCCCCGCUAUAUCAAAAUUUGAAACCGCGGAGAGAGAGAGAGAGGCGGCAGCUUGCUCCACACGCCUCCGCCGUGUCGAGAUUUCCGACUCGCCGGAGAGGAAUGGAAGAGGCCCGCGCGAGAAUCGUCGCCUCCGCCGUGGCCAGAUUGAACCUAGUACCGUGGGCGACGCGGACGCAUGCCACUCCGGCCGCUGCCCUCGCGCCGCCCGUCGGCGACAUCCCGCACGCCCAGUGGCGGGGGCUACCCGACGACGUCGUCGCCAGGGUGCUCGUCCGCCUCCCCGUCCUCGACCUGUUCCGCCUCGGUUACCUCUUCUCCCCGCGCUGGCUCGACAUCUGGCGAGCCAACCCGCUGCAUCUCCACGACCGCCAGUUCGCCUCUCCCCGGAUCGCCGCCGACGACGUCGCCGACGCCAUCGCCAACGUUCUCGAGCUCCACGUCGGGGACGGCGUCCAGUUCGUAGGCGUACAAGGAGGCGUUGGGAGCGACGACGACGACGAUGGAGAUGGAGGUGGAGGCGACGAGGUAGUUGGUGCGGAUGGCGACGACCUGGGCGUCAUCGUCAACCCUGGCCUGGUGGAUGACGACGACGAUGGUGGCGAUGAUCAUGACGGGGGCCUCGACGUCGCCGAAGACGAGGCAGCAGUUCAAAACGCCGGAGUCGUCGACGAUUCUGGACCGGGGGUCGCCGUCGAACUCGAAGAGGGGCCAGAAGAUGAAGCCAGUGGAGUCGAAGACGAAUCAGCAGAUCAAGCCGGCCGCCACCGCCCCCCAUCCCCUGGAGGCAUAGGCGCCGACGACGGCGUCAUCAGCGACGACGACCUCUACGGCCACGACGACAUCCCAGCUGGUGGUUACGAGAUCGGCCGCGUCUACAGCUUCCGAGUGGAGACCACGCGGUGGCGCCUCGACCACCUCGACCGCUGGUGCGCCGCGCUCCAGCGCGGCCGUGUUCGUGAGGUCAUCCUCGCCAACCUCGCCAUAGAAGGGCACCCCGACCUCCCCCAGGGCAUCCGCGACUGCGGCACAAGCCUCAAGGGACUCCACGUCUCCUUCACCGUGGAAGCGGACCACAUCGACCCCCUCGUCAAUCUCCGCGGCCUCGGGCUGUGCGGCUGCGCCAUCAACCACGGCGUAAUCUCGCGAGCACUCCGGCCCGAAUCGGAAAUCCGGGGGCUGACGGUCGAUUUCAACAGGCAGCUGGGAGACGUCUCCGUCCAGAACACGCGCCUCCGGUCUCUGGAGAUGUUCGACAACCUGAUGGAGGGCAGCACGAUCACCGUGGACGACGCCAUCCAAUUCCGGAACCUUGACCUGUACCUGACGAGGCCAUCCAGGAUCUGCAUCGUUGACGCGCCCAGCCUGCGAAGAAUCGGCUCUCUCGAUCUCUUCAUCACCGUCUUGGAGAUCAAAGGCGUUGUGAUUCAGGCUGGGAUGGUGCAGCGUCCUCCAAAGAAGCGUUCUGUCAGGAUUCUCGGCUUACGGGUGAACUACACAGAGAUGGGUCACAGGGUGCCCCGUGAGAUAGAGCAGAUUCUGAAGUGUUUCCCACUCUUAGAGCAACUGGAGAUCAUGAGAGACGAUGAGGUUACACAAGAAGAAAGGCUCCUCGAAGCGGAUGAUGAACACAUCUAUCAAGGGAACAAUUUCUUCCGUGACCUUGGUUGUUUCAAGCAUCACCUGAGGCGGAUAUAUCUUACAGGUUUCAGAGGGGGCAAGUAUGAACUUGCUCUGGGCAAAGCCAUCCUCGACGAAGCUCGAGCUGGGACACAGUUCAAAAUGUUACUCCCACUAGGCAGCAAUACCGACAACAUCUCGAACCAGCAAAGGUGGCUUAUCGAACAUUUCAGAAUGAACACUCCAAAUGAUGCUGUCAGAGACGGGCAUGUGUCCAUUAUUCUAAGUUUGGAUGAUUGGACUUGGACUUGAAGAAGGUGCGUGCAUAAGGCUAGGUUGUUGUUCUGUGCUGCUGUACUGUCAUAGAGAUUUUAGGCUGGCUCUAUUCUUCAGUUUGUCUAAGCUUGUCAAAUGAUGUAUGCUAAGUGAGCGAAUCGUGAAUGAUGCUCUUGAUAGCAGUAAAAGAAGAUAAUGAGAUGAGCAUGCUGUUUGUGCUUUGCUUUUA
This is a messenger RNA of Oryza sativa Japonica Group (Japanese rice), 2155 nucleotides long. RefSeq lists its product as uncharacterized. The record is from RefSeq and is a predicted model, not a curated record. Lineage: Eukaryota; Viridiplantae; Streptophyta; Magnoliopsida; Poales; Poaceae.